Molecule: messenger RNA, 1294 nt
Organism: Gambusia affinis (western mosquitofish)
Lineage: Eukaryota; Metazoa; Chordata; Actinopteri; Cyprinodontiformes; Poeciliidae
Gene: imp3
Product: IMP U3 small nucleolar ribonucleoprotein 3
Exons: 7
Coding region: 132-683 (183 amino acids)
Biological process (GO): rRNA processing
Cellular component (GO): Mpp10 complex; small-subunit processome; small ribosomal subunit
Molecular function (GO): rRNA binding; structural constituent of ribosome; snoRNA binding
Source: RefSeq, a predicted model, not a curated record
CGUCUAAUCCUCGCUAGGUGGUGCUGUGCCGUGAGAUUCGGCCCUCAAAUCUCUCCGGAGGUUCCGAAGAAGAAGAGCACGUGUUUCCGGUUUUCCUCGGAGAGAAGUGUUUUUGAGGUAACAGAAAUAAAAUGGUGCGUAAAUUAAAAUAUCACGAGCAGAAGCUGUUGAAGAAGGUAGACUUCAUCAACUGGGAGGUGGACAACAACCUGCACGAGGUGAAGGUGUUACGGAAGUAUCACAUCGAGAAGCGCGAGGACUAUACAAAGUACAACAAGCUGAGUCGGAACAUCAGAGAACUGGCGCAGAAGAUCAGAGACCUGGAUGAGAAGGAUGGCUUCAGAGCUCAGAGCACACACCGCUUCCUGGAAAAGCUGUACAGCAUCGGCCUGAUCCCCACCAGACAGAACCUGUCGCUGACAGAGAAGGUCACGGCCUCGUCCUUCUGCAGGAGGCGUCUGCCCAGCAUCAUGCUGAACCUCCGCAUGGCUCAGAACCUGAAGACGGCCAUUACGUUCAUCCAGCAAGGACAUGUUCGUGUCGGCCCGGACAUCGUCACAGAUCCAGCUUUUCUCGUCACGAGAAAUAUGGAAGAUUUUGUAACCUGGGUGGACUUGUCGAAGAUCAAGCAGCACGUCCUGAAUUAUAAUGAUGAGAGGGACGACUUUGAUCUGAUGGCAUGAGUGGGAAUGAACUGUGCUGCAAAGACAACGGAAGAGGAGAAAUGCUUUAAACUCCAACAGCACAGACUUACGGACUUGUGGGAAAACGUUGGCCAUGAUUUACUGUAGAGUCCUUCUGGAUAUGAAGGAUGAAUGCUGCCACAUUCAGCAUGAAGCGGUUUUUAAAUGUAAAACUCCUGAGUCCUGGCUUUAACAUUAGGACCAGUAAAUGGGCCCUGAUUUCCUUUAAUUCGGGCCAUCGGCCGAUACUUGCAGAGCACCUGAAUAAUUUUUUUUUUUAAAUUGAUAUCGGCCAAAAUCUGAAUCGGCAGAUCAGGUUGACCUUAUGGACCCAUUGACUCACAUGUAAGUGUCUUUCCUUGUGAUCGUUAAGGGGUAAAAGAUCUGUGAUCAGCCAGAAAUCCUCAAUCGGUGAAGCUCUGUUUAAAAUACCUCAGGAUAUUAAUUUAAUUCCAGAGAUUUUUUUGAAAAUAUAAAAAAAAAUCUGAUUCUUCCAGCUAAUUUCUUUGCUUCAAAUCACACUAUUCUAACCUGUUUGUCACCUCAUGGUAAAAAUCCAGGUCCUUUAUUUUGGUUGUGUUUUUAUUGCUUGUUCAUAACAAUUCAAAAAU